GGCCCCAGUACCUUGCCUGCUUAACCACUGUCUUCAGAAUUUCAUCCUGAACCCUUCCAAAUUGUAUCGAGAACGACGCUGAGGUAACGAGGCAGCAUCGCGGCCGACAUGGUGAUCAAAAUCCGGCUGGCGCGGUUCGGGCGCAGAAAUGCGCCCUUUUAUAACAUAGUCGUCACCCAUGCCAGAACGGCGAGGAAUAGCAGGCCGCUCGAGGUUAUUGGCACCUACGACCCCAUCCCGAAGCCCGACCCUUACGACGACUCGGGGAAGCUGCACAAGGAUAUCAAUAUAGACACGAUACGAGCGCAGUACUGGAUCGGCGUUGGCGCACAGCCGACGGACACCGUUUGGAGGCUCCUAGCAAUGCUGGGCAUCCUACAACCGAAACCACGAAACAACCAACCGCGGGUGCCACCACCUUUGCCAGAAGGGUUCAUAGUUCUACCGAGCGGCAAUCCACAAUAGGCUACAACGUGUAAACCAAUUGUCGUCUCAUCUGUAUAUUUGCAUGUACAGCACACAUAACGACAGUCAGAUUCUCCAAGCUGAGCGUCGCGGCGUUGGGGAGCUGGACAUGGACCGUUUCACCAGGCGUCAGGUUCAAUGGCGAGGUUUUAAAAAGUAUAAGGAGCGGCCACGAUUCAUCGUCCUAGAGAGAGGUAUGUGGUAAGCAUGGUAGAUGGGAGGCGCCUACAAGAGUUGCGUUCCUAGCUACUUCGUAUAUGCGGUGGGAUGGAAUCGUCUCCGCGCGUCCUACCAGGGAUGCGAGGCUCAUUACCAUCUCUAGGUGCUGAGUUUUCUCGAUGAAGACAAACUCUAUAUGCAUCAGCAGGCCAUGAAUAGACAGUUGACGAUCUCCGACUUUUAUACACUAUACAUAAAUAAAUACCUUGCUCAUCUCAUAAGAU
Durotheca rogersii is the source of this 908-nucleotide messenger RNA. RefSeq names its product ribosomal protein S16. Lineage: Eukaryota; Fungi; Ascomycota; Sordariomycetes; Xylariales; Xylariaceae. Gene Ontology annotation, biological process: mitochondrial translation. The record is from RefSeq and is a predicted model, not a curated record. The coding region runs from base 109 to 465 and encodes 118 amino acids. The transcript has 3 exons. Gene Ontology annotation, cellular component: ribosome; mitochondrial small ribosomal subunit. Gene Ontology annotation, molecular function: structural constituent of ribosome.